AUGGCAUCAACACCUCAAGCAUUAAAAGUAUUAUCAAGAUUUGGUUUUACAUCACAGUUUUCGGUAGAAGCUUUAAAAUUAACAACUGGAGAUCAACCAAAAUCAGAUAAUUUCAAAAUAUUAGAUGUUGCAACAGGUACAGGAACAUUAUCAUUAUUUGCAUCAUCAAUUUUUAAAAAUGCUGAUAUAAUAGCUUCAGAUUUUUCACCAAAUAUGAUUUCAAUUUUAAAUCAAAUUAUUAAAGAAGAUGGAAUAACCAACAUUAAAACCAAAGUUGAAGAUGGAAUGAAUAUGAAAGAUUACAACAAUGAUACAUUUGAUUAUUGUUAUUCAAUGUUUGGUUUAAUUUAUUUCCCAGAUAGAGUUAAAGGACUAAAAGAAAUGCAUAGAGUAUUAAAACCAAAUGGUAAAGUUGCAAUAGGUUCAUGGAGAAAAGACCACUAUUUUCCAGUUAUUUUAUCUAAAACUUAUGAAAAAUUAAUGGGUAAACCAUUACCAAUCGAACAACCAAUUAUUUCAUUGGGUGAUAAAGAUCAAUUUAAAAAAGAAAUGGAAGAAGCAGGUUUUAAAAAUGUUCAAAUACAUUUAAUUGAUAAAAUCCCAAAAGAUUUAAAAGAAUAUAAAGAUAUUCUAUCAAAAGGUAAUCCCGUUAUAGACGAUGUCUUAAACAUUAUACCAGACGAUAAAAAACAACAAUUUGAAGAUUUAUUAGUUCAAGUAACCGAACAAACAUAUCCAAGAAAAUCAGAUGGAACUAUAGAAUUAGAUUCACCAUGUUAUAUAGGUUUAGGAACCAAAUAA
Dictyostelium purpureum is the source of this 801-nucleotide messenger RNA. RefSeq lists its product as uncharacterized. The record is from RefSeq and is a predicted model, not a curated record. Bases 1 to 801 code for a protein of 266 amino acids. The transcript is spliced from 2 exons. Gene Ontology annotation, molecular function: methyltransferase activity. NCBI's taxonomy places the organism in Eukaryota, Evosea, Eumycetozoa, Dictyosteliales, Dictyosteliaceae.